This is a messenger RNA of Pararge aegeria (speckled wood butterfly), 3506 nucleotides long. RefSeq lists its product as uncharacterized. The transcript is spliced from 22 exons. The record is from RefSeq and is a predicted model, not a curated record. Lineage: Eukaryota; Metazoa; Arthropoda; Insecta; Lepidoptera; Nymphalidae. Bases 171 to 3416 code for a protein of 1081 amino acids. Gene Ontology annotation, molecular function: iron ion binding; heme binding; monooxygenase activity.
AGUACAGCUGUUAGGUUACACAACUCGCCAAAGACAGACGCCCUAUCGAGUUUUUAUGUUCAAACUUAUUAAAAUGAUUGUUUUGUGUACUUAGUGCUUAUGUAACAACAUUAAUCAUCUUGAAAGUUUAAUCAGAAGAGCGAUCAACGUAAGAGGGAAAGGACAACAAGAUGAUCAUCUUAAUAUGGACUGCAGUGUUUAUAGCUGUACUUGCAAUAUAUUUUCGCAAGAGUUAUUCAAGAUUCAGCGACCACGGCGUAAAACAUCCUAGAGCGUAUCCGUUGUUUGGAAAUAUGGCCAGGAUAGCUUUCCGCUUUGACAACUUUAGCAAUGACCUCGAUCAGUAUUACAACAAUUAUCCGGAAGAAAGGUUUGUAGGCAAAUAUGAAUUUUUGAGACCAGUUAUAUUUGUAAGAGACUUGGAUUUAGUGAAAAGAAUCGCCAUUAAGGAUUUUGAAUACUUCUUAGACCACAGAGGUUUAACCGCUGAAAAUGUAGAACCACUGUUCUCAAGAAAUAUUAUUUCCUUAAAAGGUCAGGAGUGGAAAGACAUGAGAUCAACUUUAAGUCCAGCCUUUACCAGCUCUAAAAUAAAACUGAUGGUUCCCUUUAUGGAGGAAGUUGGAGAACAGAUGAUUCGCUCACUAAAAAAUAAGCUUAUGGAUUCUCCAACCGGUUCUAUUGACGUCGAUUGCAAAGAUUUGACGUCACGCUAUGCUAACGACGUGAUAGCAUCUUGCGCCUUUGGUCUGAAGGUGGAUUCUCACACUGAUGAAAAUAAUAAGUUCUUCGAAAUGGGCAAAAAUGCUUUGACCUUCAAGUUGAAACAGAUGAUCAUUUUCUUUGCGGUUUCAGCUUGUCCUGCUCUCGCAAAUAAACUGAAGCUGACAUUCUUUUCAGAAGAAACCAAGGAGUUCUUCAUCAAUUUAGUGCAGAGCACAAUGAAAGACAGAGAAGCUCGGAAGAUCUUCAGGCCAGACAUGAUUCAUCUUCUCAUGGAGGCUAAGAAAGGUCAACUCACACACGAAGAGGACAAAAGUAGUAAAGACAAUGAAAACAGAGGGCGCGAUGCUGGCUUUGCAACUGUAGAAGAAUCGACUGAAGGCAAGAAGAAUAUAAACAGAGUUUGGUCUGACAUCGACUUAAUAGCACAAGCAAUGCUGUUCUUCAUUGCUGGCUUCGAGACGAUUUCCACAGGGAUGUCCUUCACAUUACACGAGCUGGCUCUACACCCAGAUAUCCAGGAUCGGCUCUACCAAGAGAUUAAGGAAAACGAUAACAAACACGGUGGAAGGCUGAACUACUCCUCUAUACAGAAUAUGACUUAUUUGGACAUGGUUGUAUCAGAAGUGCUCAGGAUGUGGCCUCCAGGGUUGGCGUUAGAUAGGCUCUGCGUUAAGGACUAUAAUUUGGGAAGACCUAAUGACAAAUCCACCACAGAUUACAUUAUUCGCAAAGGAGAGGUCGUCUCAAUUCCAGUAUGGUGCUUCCAUCACAAUUCUGAGUACUUCCCGGAUCCCGAAAAGUUUGACCCUGAACGAUUCUCAGAUGAGAAAAAGCACCUCAUCAAUCCCAUGGCAUAUAUGCCUUUUGGCGUGGGCCCUAGGAAUUGUAUUGGUUCACGAUUUGCCCUGUGUGAGCUGAAGGUCCUUCUGUACCAAAUCUUGUUGCACUUUGAAGUGUCACCAUCGGCAAAAACUCGGCUUCCGUCGAAACUUUCUGCGGAAUCGUUCAAUCUACGGCUGGAAGGUGGCCACUGGUUGACGUUUAAAGCGAGAGUUUACGACGGAAAACAAAGAAAGAUGAUCAUCUUAAUAUGGACUGCAGUGCUUAUAGCUGUACUUGCAAUAUAUUUUCGCAAAAGUUAUUCAAGAUUCAGCGACCACGGCGUAAAACAUCCUAGAGCGUAUCCGUUUUUUGGAAAUAUGGCCAAGAUAGCUUUCCGCAUUGACAACUUUGGCAAUGACCUUGAUCAGUAUUACAACAAUUAUCCGGAAGAAAGGUUUGUAGGCAAAUAUGAAUUUUUGAGACCAGUUAUAAUUGUAAGAGACUUGGAUUUAGUGAAAAGAAUCACCAUUAAGGAUUUUGAACACUUCUUAGACCACAGAGGUUUAACCGCUGAUAAUGUAGAACCACUUUUUUCAAGAAAUAUUAUUUCCUUAAAAGGUCAGGAGUGGAAAGACAUGAGAUCAACUUUAAGUCCAGCCUUUACCAGUUCUAAAAUAAAACUGAUGGUUCCUUUUAUGGAGGAAGUUGGAAAACCGAUGAUUCGUUCAAUAAAAAAGAAGCUUAUGGAGUCUCCAACCGGUUCUAUUGACGUCGAUUGCAAAGAUUUGACGUCACGCUAUGCUAAUGACGUGAUAGCUUCUUGCGCAUUUGGUCUGAAGGUGGAUUCUCACACUGAUAAAAAUAAUAAGUUCUUCGAAAUGGGCAAAAAUGCUUCGACCUUCAAAUUAAAACAGAUGCUCCUUUUCUUUGCGGUUUCAGCUUGUCCUGCUCUCGCAAAUAAGCUGAAGCUGACACUCUUUUCAGAAGAAACCAAGGAGUUCUUCGUCAAUUUAGUGCUGAGCACAAUGAAAGACAGAGAAGCUCGGAAGAUCAUCAGGCCAGACAUGAUUCAUCUUCUCAUGGAGGCUAAGAAAGGUCAACUUACACACGAAGAGGACAAAAGUAGUAACGACAAUGAAAACAGAGGGCGCGAUGCUGGCUUUGCAACUGUAGAAGAAUCGAACGAAGGCAAGAAGAAUAUAAACAGAGUUUGGUCUGACAUCGACUUAAUAGCACAAGCAAUGCUGUUCUUCAUUGCUGGCUUCGAGACGAUUUCCACAGGGAUGUCCUUUACAUUACACGAGCUGGCUCUACACCCAGAUAUCCAGGAUCGGCUCUACCAAGAGAUUAAGGAAAACGAUAACAAACACGGUGGAAGGCUGAACUACUCCUCUAUACAGAAUAUGACUUAUUUGGACAUGGUUGUAUCAGAAGUGCUCAGGAUGUGGCCUCCAGGGUUGGCGUUAGAUAGGCUCUGCGUCAAGGACUAUAAUAUGGGAAGACCUAAUGACAAAUCCACCACAGAUUACAUUAUUCGCAAAGGAGAGGUCGUCUCAAUUCCAGUAUGGUGCUUCUAUCACAAUUCUGAGUACUUCCCGGAUCCCGAAAAGUUUGACCCUGAACGAUUCUCAGAUGAGAAAAAGCACCUCAUCAAUCCCAUGGCAUAUAUGCCUUUUGGCGUAGGCCCUAGGAAUUGUAUUGGUUCACGAUUUGCCCUGUGUGAGCUGAAGGUCCUUCUGUACCAAAUCUUGUUGCACUUUGAAGUGUCACCAUCGGCAAAAACUCGGCUUCCGUCGAAACUUUCUGCGGAAUCGUUCAAUCUACGGCUGCAAGGUGGCCACUGGUUGAUGUUUAAAGCGAGAGUUUAGUAUUAUUAUUGAAAAAGCCAAUUUAAUACCUGAGAUGAACAAUAUUGAAAGAUUAAGAAAAACAAAGUGAGUCGAAUUUAUCUUACCAAA